CUUCUGCAGACCCCAGGUUUUUUCAAAGUCCGACGUCAUUUUCUCACUAGUUUUCUGCCCAUCCCAUUUCUUUUUUCAAUUUGCCACCGCUCAAUGUCGUUGUAAUCUUUUAUCCCAAUGCAGCCUUCCUUUUCAGAUACCAGUUGGUCUACUCGAAUCAUUGCCGAAAUCUCUCAGCAACUCGGGGACACAUCCGAUAGAGCCACCGCACAGCUGCUUGGUUGUGGUGAAGAUAAUUUUAACCUCCUGCUAUCAGCUGUACAAGAUUUGGUCGCUGAAACGCCACGUUCAAACUCAUGUGGAACCCUUGAAGCGCUGGCAAAGUUGGCCCACACGAAAAUGUCAAGCGGGGAGGCGCAAAUAUGCUGGAGGCGCAUGUAUACGGACGCCCAUAUUCUCCUUUCACUGUCAGAGCUUUCUCCUCAUACCGCCUUACAUGCGAUUGGUUACUUGGACCGUGCUAUCAUUAUCGCAGGCGCAGCAGGGGACGGUCGGCUUGAUCUAAUUCUGUCACUCAUCUCGAAUAUACAGUCAAAUUACGUACAAUCGCAUCAUUUCUCUCUGACCCGGAGUCGUUUUGAACCGAACAGUUCCGUUCACGAGCCCCUCGUUCUUCACACCUCUCGCCAUGCGAUCCCCAGUUUGAACUCUCCGCCAUCUCUUGAAACUUUCCAAACCAAGUCCUACACGAACCCUUUCAUCUUACGGAAGUUUGCCAGCAAUUGGCCUGCUCUAAAUGAACAUCCUUGGUCCUCAGCAGCCUAUCUUCGCUCAGUUGCUGGUCCUGGAAGACUGGUGCCUAUCGAAGUAGGCACAGACUAUCGGGCAGAUGAUUGGACGCAAAUGUUGAUGAGUUGGGAUGAUUUUCUUACGUCUCUUGACUUGGAUGGACAGUCAGCCGUCCCCGAAGAUGUUCUUUACCUAGCACAACACAACCUUUUGAUGCAAUUUCCGGAAUUAAAUUCCGAUAUUACUAUACCAGAUUAUGCUUACUCUUCUCUACCCUCUCCUCCCGACUACCCCAAAUAUAGAUCACCCAAUAAUGAGGACCAGCUUGUCGUAAAUGGAUGGCUUGGGCCCAAAGGAACCAUCUCCCCUGCACACACCGACCCGUACUACAACUUAUUUGUCCAGAUAGUUGGACGGAAGACCGUAUGGUUGACGUCCCCAGCACUGUCAAAACACAUGUAUCCGUAUGUCGCUCAACAUUGCGAGAAUCCAGCGGCGAAUAAUACCAGUCCAUCAAUGAGUAACACCUCGCAUGUCGAUGUCUUUGGUGAAGUUUCAAAAGGCGAUCGAUAUCCAGAUUUUGAGCGACAUGUCAUCACAAGCAAGCUGACAAUGCAUGCGACACUGGAGCCUGGUGAUCUUUUAUUUUUGCCUGCAGGUUGGUGGCAUGCGAUGAGAGCAGAAGAAACUAGUUUCUCGGUAUCCAUGUGGUUCUAAGCAGUGGUAUUACAUUGUAGAAUCUACAACGCCGUUUUUGAUCAAACCAUUCUUUGUCACAA
Molecule: messenger RNA, 1508 nt
Organism: Marasmius oreades (fairy-ring Marasmius)
Lineage: Eukaryota; Fungi; Basidiomycota; Agaricomycetes; Agaricales; Marasmiaceae
Exons: 4
Coding region: 118-1446 (442 amino acids)
Molecular function (GO): 2-oxoglutarate-dependent dioxygenase activity
Source: RefSeq, a predicted model, not a curated record